This is a messenger RNA of Nicotiana tabacum (common tobacco), 1389 nucleotides long. RefSeq names its product GDSL esterase/lipase At5g03980-like. NCBI's taxonomy places the organism in Eukaryota, Viridiplantae, Streptophyta, Magnoliopsida, Solanales, Solanaceae. The record is from RefSeq and is a predicted model, not a curated record. Gene Ontology annotation, molecular function: hydrolase activity, acting on ester bonds.
AUGUAGUAGUUAUAAUUAGGUCCAUAUUCCUAAAUAUUUUUCACCAAAAUUUGAGCUAUGGCAUUGGCCAUUAGAGUGCUUGAUCUCUUACGAGUUCUUUCCAUAAUCAGUUUCUUGGUUCUUUUACAUUUUUUGCAGAAAACCGAUGCUCAAGUGCUAAUUCCUCAAGUUCCAACAUUGAUGAAAUGCAAGUUUGACAAAAUAUAUCAGUUGGGUGACUCACUUUCUGAUACUGGCAACUUCAUUAGAGAGAGCCUCGUUGGAGCUUUUUCUCCCUUUGCAAAACUUCCUUAUGGUGAAAACUUUUUCCAGAACGAAUCAACUGGACGAUGUUCUGAUGGUUUGCUCAUGAUCGAUUUCAUAGCAUUGGAAUGUGGUCUUCCUUUACUAAAUCCCUACAAGGAUCAGAAUGGAAAUUUUACACAUGGUGCAAAUUUUGCAGUAGCAGGAGCUACUGCUUUGCCAGCUGAAAUCAUGGCAGAGAAGAAGAUUUCUAAUUCACUCACCAAUAGUUCAUUAAAUGUGCAACUUGAUUGGAUGUCUUCUCAUUUCAAAUCCGCUUGCUCUACUGAAUGCUCAGAAGACCUAAAGAAGGCACUUUUCCUGGUUGGAGAAAUAGGAGGAAAUGAGUUUAAUUAUGGUUUAUUGCAAGGUAAACCAAUGGAGGAGCUUAGAGCUAUGGUCCCUGAAGUUGUUCAGACCAUUAUCAAUGCUGUUAAAACUAUCAUUGGGUUUGGAGCUGUUCGAAUUGUCAUUCCUGGAAAUUUCCCAAUUGGUUGUAUACCAAAUUUGCUAACAACGUUUUUGACCAAUAAUUCAACUGCGUAUGAUUAUAACCAUUGCUUGAAAGAUCUAAAUCACUUGGCAAUUCUCUACAAUGAUCAUUUACAACAAGUUAUUCAAGAGCUGAAGAAAGGACAUCCAAAUAUUGCAUUGGUUUAUGGUGAUUACUACAAUGCCUAUCUCUGGCUUCUAAAAAAUGCCGCAAGUCUUGGUUUUGACAAGAACUCUUUACUGAAAGCUUGUUGUGGAAUAGGAGAAAAAUAUAAUUACGACAAAAGUAGAAUAUGUGGAGCACCAGGACUGCAAAUUUGUACCGACCCUAGUACUUACAUCAGUUGGGACGGAAUUCAUUUGACACAACAAGCCUACAAGUGGUUGGCAAGAUGGCUAAUCGAUGACAUGCUACCAAAAUUGAAAUGCCAAGCUUAAUUUAGGCUUCCUUUUCUUUUUCUUGGCAAAGUGCAUCAACAGAUCUAUUAAAAAUUUAAAAUAGCCCUCUCAUUUCUUUCUGUGUAUAUAGAGCAAUGCGGAGCGAAGCAAUUGUCAAAAAUUAGAAUGUAUUGAAUCCAUAUCCAUUUACUAGAAAAAGGAUUUAGGAUUUUUCUU